AGCUUCGCUUCAGCCGAACCGAACCCGGGCCGCGUUGCACGCGUCACGGACUUGCGGCCAAGCUUGGAGCUUCAUGGGGCAGGACCUUGCGAAGGAGUGUGGAUGCGGUUACGGAGCUGAGGAGGAUGCGGUCGAGCAAAGGGUGGAGAUUGAUCAGUCUGCCCUCCGACCAGGCAAGGCUAAAGCCGCCAAUCGCUUGCCAGAACAUGAGGAGGAGCAAUAUUCUGCACCGCCGCCCCCGCCUGCACCAGCUGCUGGCACGGCAGUGGCCAAGCCUAAGCCCAAGCCUGCCAGGGAUCUUCGGUCGCCCAAGUUGAGCCUGGAGAAAAUUCUGGAGGAUUUGGAGGGCUCUGAAGAAGCCGCCUAUUCAGCCGCUUUCAGCAAAAUGGCUGGAGAUCAGGCCCAGCUGACCCCGGACAACCCACCACUACGUACCUUCCUGGAGCAGUACAGUGGUGUCCAAGAUGUGGACACCGAACUGCUCAAAAUCGCCAGUAGCAACGAGGCCUUUGCCAUCGACUGCAGCAGUUUCGUGAUGCUGUUGCGUUUGAAUCCUUUGAACGAAGCGGAAGCCCUUGAGUCCUUUCUCCAACUCUCCGGUGGUGGAGAUCAAAUCACUGCGGAGGAUUGCCGCACGGGGCUUUUUCAAAUCAUCCAAUCGAUUGGAAGCAGCUUGUCACACAGCUCUUUCAACGCCCACACCAGCGAACGCAUCAUUGACGCUGCUAUGGUGUCGGCUGGUCUUCAAAUCUCCAUGGAGCAGUGGAUCGGAUUGAGCAAAACCGCUGCGAGGAUUUGUCGUUUGGCGUUGCACGCCAAGGCCACCUGAGAGCCGCAUCGGAGCUCCCAAGGUGGAGAUGUCCCGUUUCGCGGUUCGGUGGUUCGGUGUGCAGGCGGAAUCUGAAGACUUUAG
This is a messenger RNA of Cladocopium goreaui, 913 nucleotides long. The record is from the annotation of a GenBank genome assembly. NCBI's taxonomy places the organism in Eukaryota, Dinophyceae, Suessiales, Symbiodiniaceae.